AUGGCAUUCUUCUUCACUCGAACCGUGCGGUAUAUCAUAUUCGCUAUAAUUUUGUAUAGUGCCACGCAGUACGUACUGAAAUGGAAAUCGUAUACAUUCUCACCGAAGGAGUUUAGACGACUGGCGGGAUUGGCGCAUGGUGGGUUGGUUCGGCGGGAUUUGGCAGUGUGCCAACAAAAUGAGGGCGGGACUUGGCGAUAUGCCAGCAGCCUGAGGGUGGGUAUAUUCAUGGAGUAUCAGACUUGGAAUGUGGUACUUGGACAGGGUGGUGCAAAUUUCAGGUUCCUAAUGGGGGGAGGNCGGGCGUGGUGUUCUGAUGUUGUCCACGUGAAAGUCACGUGCUCAAUGGAAAAGGCAUGUGCAAGUGGAUUGUCGAAUGUGAACAAGCUGCGCAAUGAUUUGCGUCGCUCCUAUGCGCAGCACAUCAUCGACUCGCCGUGGGAGGCGGCGUACGGGGGCGGAUUGUCCGUGCGCGUGAACUUUCUGCACGCAUCGACCACCGAAUUCAUUGUGGUGCUGCACGCGCCGCACACGACGGCCGGUUUCUCAGGUUGGCACUGGGCCAACAUUACGUGCACCGUUCUGAAUGGUGACGUGCACAGGUUGGCGUUCAGUCCGAACGGAGCGAAUAAGGAGUCGUUUAAAAUCGGAGCGAACUUCCGACACGGCGAAUUCGAACGCUACACUUACGAACUCACAGCCGACACGUUCGUGGCGUGUUAUGGACGCGGCGCGACGCCACUGAGCGGGGUGUGGCUCGCGAGCGGCGCUUUGGCAAACUGCGACCCGGUGUCUUUGGCUCGUCUGGGAUACGUCUAUGGGCACGGUUGUAUGCAUGAGAUGGGCAUGACUCUGACCAAUACGUUCAAUUACUAUAAGGGAAAGGCACUGAAGAGUGAACUUUGA
This is a messenger RNA of Anisakis simplex (herring worm), 906 nucleotides long. Lineage: Eukaryota; Metazoa; Nematoda; Chromadorea; Rhabditida; Anisakidae. The record is from the annotation of a GenBank genome assembly.